CAUUGUUAUCUUAAGACACUCAUCUGGUGUCUGAGUCUGCAGGUGACACUGGUUAGGUACGAUCGGGAAGUCGGAGUAGGGACGCGCCGAGCUGCAGUCCUAGGAUGGAAUCCGCCAGCCUGCCGAGCGACUAGCGGCUUGUCCCGCAGCGCCUCCGCUGAGCUCGGCGGCUUCGGGAGGACUUGGGGAAUGCACCUGCCGCGCGCUCCGAGGACACCCGCGGGUCCUCAGGCAGCCAAGGGAGCCCAGACGCUGGAGGAACCGUUUCUGCCCAUGUGCAAGGCUCAGAUUUCGGAUGUCAGGGCUGGUGAGUGUCAUUAGAGUUGGAGGGGGAAAAAAGAAAAAAAAAAAGGCAAGAUCUCGCGUUUCAUCUCGGUCGAGGGACAGGGGACUCCUCAGUUGGCUUCCCACUUUCCUCACCUCUCCCACGCCGCGUGCGACCCGGGCUUGCUUCGAUCCCACUUCGCAGAUGCUGUGGGUGCCUGGGAUGCUCGCUGCUCCGCGGAAAGGCAGCAGGCAAGUGGUCUAACCGCCGCCGCGGUGGCGGCGGCAACUGCAAAGCCCAGAGCUGGGGAAUUUGAAAAAAGACAUCCGUUCCCUCUCACAAGCUGAGGGGGAGGCAUUCGCAAUUCCCCAAAGGAGAAAGAGCCACAAGAAAUCAUGAAGUAAAAACUUUGGAAGGCUGCCACUGGAGAUGUUGCACAAAAAUCGGGCGUCUUUUAGGAGUCUCCUCGCGGUCCUUGGUGGUUUGGGGAGCAGCUGAUACAGCAAGAAGGGCUCUUGCAAGGAUUCAAGUUCGGAGCCCUGGAGGAGCAGCACGGAGCAGGAGAGUGUGGCGAGAGAAUGAAGACACUAACCGCCUGGGAGAAGCAUGAGGUGGCAGCGCAGCUCUCGGUUUAGAGGGCUUUGGCCGGAGGCCGCCCCAUGGGCCGUCCUGCUGGCACUAGGCGUGCCCGGGUGGGUGCUGGCUGUCUCGGCCACGGUGGCCGCUGUGGUCCCCGAACAGCAUGCCUCCACGGCCGGCCAGGCUCCCCUGGACUGGUUGCUCACAGAUCGAGGCCCCUUUCAUCGCGCCCAGGAGUAUGCUGAUUUCAUGGAGCGUUACCGCCAGGGGUUCACCACCAGGUACAGGAUCUACAGGGAGUUUGCCCGAUGGAAAGUGAACAACUUGGCCCUAGAAAGGAAAGACUUCUUCAGUUUGCCCCUGCCUCUCGCCCCCGAGUUUGUCCGCAACAUCCGCCUCCUUGGAAGGAGACCCAACCUGCAGCAGGUUACUGAAAACCUCAUCAAAAAGUACGGCACUCAUUUCUUACUUUCAGCCACUCUUGGAGGAGAAGAGUCCCUGACCAUUUUCGUGGACAAGAGGAAACUGAGCAGAAAGGCAGAAACACCGGGAGGUGGCCCUGUCAUCGGAGCCAUUGGGAACAGCUCGGCUGUGUCCCUCGAAACCCUGCACCAGCUGGCAGCCUCCUACUUCAUCGACAGAGAGAGCACGCUGAGGCGGCUGCACCACAUCCAAAUAGCCACAGGGGCCAUCAAGGUAACAGAGACCAGGACUGGUCCACUGGGCUGCAGCAACUAUGACAAUCUGGACUCAGUCAGCUCUGUCCUGGUUCAGAGUCCAGAGAACAAAGUACAGUUACUGGGCCUGCAGGUGCUGCUUCCUGAACACCUGCGUGAGCGGUUCGUGGCUGCCGCACUUAGCUACAUCACGUGUAGCUCUGAGGGCGAGCUUGUCUGCAGGGAGAAUGACUGCUGGUGCAAGUGCAGCCCCACUUUCCCAGAAUGCAACUGUCCUGAUGCUGAUAUCCAGGCUAUGGAAGACAGCCUGCUGCAGAUCCAAGACUCCUGGGCCACGCACAACAGACAGUUUGAAGAGUCAGAAGAAUUCCAGGCCCUGCUGAAGAGGCUACCCAGUGACCGAUUCCUGAAUUCCACAGCCAUCUCCCAGUACUGGACCAUGGACACUAACCUCCAGCACCGCUACCAGCAGCUGGGAGCCAGCUUGAAAGUCCUGUUAAAGAAGAUGCACCGCAUCGUUCGUCGCCUCUUCAAUCUCUGCAAGCGCUGUCAUCGGCAGCCUCGUUUCCGCCUGCCCAAGGAGAGAUCUUUGUCUUUCUGGUGGAACAGAAUCCAGUCUCUCCUCUACUGUGGAGAAAGCACCUUCCCUGGGACCUUCCUGGAGCAGAGCCACAGCUGCACCUGCCCCUAUGACCAAUCUUCCUGCCAGGGCCCCAUCCCAUGUGCCUUGGGCGAAGGGCCUGCAUGUGCCCACUGCGCUUCCGACAACAGCACUCGCUGUGGGAGCUGUAACCCUGGUUACGUGCUGGCCCAGGGACUGUGCCGGCCAGAGGUAGCUGAGUCCCUGGAGAACUUUCUGGGACUGGAAACAGACCUGCAGGACCUAGAGCUGAAGUACCUGCUGCAGAAGCGAGACAGCCGCAUCGAGGUACACUCCAUCUUCAUCAGCAAUGACAUGCGUCUGGGCAGCUGGUUUGACCCUUCCUGGAGGAAGCGGAUGCUGCUCACCCUGAAGAGCAACAAGUACAAGCCCGGGCUGGUGCAUGUGAUGUUGGCCUUGUCCCUGCAGAUCUGCCUCACUAAGAACAGCACCCUGGAGCCUGUCAUGGCCAUCUACGUCAACCCCUUUGGGGGAAGCCACUCUGAGAGCUGGUUCAUGCCGGUCAACGAGGGCAGCUUUCCAGACUGGGAAAGGACUAACGUGGAUGCAGCUGCUCAGUGCCAAAACUGGACUAUCACUUUGGGGAACAGGUGGAAAACUUUUUUCGAGACAGUCCAUGUUUACCUACGGAGCCGAAUCAAGUCCCUGGAUGACAGCUCCAAUGAGACAAUCUACUAUGAGCCCCUAGAGAUGACCGAUCCCUCCAAGAAUUUGGGCUACAUGAAAAUCAACACCUUGCAGGUCUUUGGCUACAGCCUGCCCUUUGACCCGGACGCUAUCCGAGACUUAAUCCUCCAGCUGGACUACCCGUACACUCAGGGUUCCCAGGACUCUGCGCUCUUACAACUCAUUGAGCUUAGAGACCGUGUGAACCAGCUCUCUCCGCCAGGCAAAGUCCGGCUUGACCUCUUCUCCUGCUUGCUCCGGCACAGGCUCAAGCUGGCCAACAACGAAGUCGGCAGGAUACAGUCCUCCCUGAGAGCUUUCAAUUCCAAGCUGCCAAAUCCCGUGGAGUAUGAGACAGGCAAACUCUGCAGCUAAUGGGAGACUACCCUGGCGCUGGUCAGACAGUUGCUCCACACAUUCAGGGUGCAAAAGAUAAUCCGAGCCCUCACCUCAGUGCCAACAGGGUGCUUCCAUGACCUCCAGCACCUGGGAGAUGGGAGCUCAAGGCUUGGACUGAAGCAGGCGAGAGACAAUGAAACAGCCACCGCGCACGCGCACACAGUCCCCCACCACACACACUCACAGGGAGGCCACAGCUCGGCAGCCUCGUAUCUGUAAAGCCGGUGCUCUCUGAAAUGAAUGCAUUUGAAGAAGAGCCAAGGAGGAGAUCAAAAGAACCCAUUCAGUCAUGAAAGAAACGAGUGAGAACGCGUCAGUGUGAUGCUUGUCAUCCAGGAUAGCGAGAGGGGACAAAAGUGGGAGGGUCGGGAUAUCUCCCCUCUGUGGAGUCACUUUUGUAUUCUUUUUAACCAGAUUUCUUAAAAUGUCGUUGUUCCGUGACUCCCUGCAUUGGUUCUUACUUUUUGUACACUGCCUCCCUGUACCCUGGGGGCCUGGGGUCGGCUGCUUGUGGUGCCACUCAGAAAGCGUAUGCAGUGCUACAGCAGAGAAACCACCGCUAGGGGCAGGCCGCAGCCUCCUCGCUCACUCCCUUACUUCUUCCUCCUGCCAGCCCCCUCACUGCCUUGGCCUCCCCAGUUUCAGAGUUUUGACUUGUUCCAAGAGCCCCUCCCAGUUCAUCCAGAGCCCUCUUCCCACAGCACCUAUCUGUCCAAGGAAGCAGUUUUGUCAAGUUAGAGAGACAAUGUAUAUGGAAAUGUUCUUUUUUUAAAAAAAAAAAACAACAAAACAAAAAAUAUUUAUUUUGUGAUUGUUUUUCUUGUCAGCCUUGCUCCAGUUACAUGAGCCUCUGAGUAAAAUUUUACUUGGUUUAACACCUUUUAAAGAUCCUUUUUAAGUGGGAAAAUGAAAGCGAAAAGAGAACCAUAGUUCCUCGGGUUGCGUGGAUGCUUAUUAUUGUUGCUGUUGUUGUCAUCCUGUGUCUGUGAGGGGGUGAGCACUGAUGAUGCACAUUGCCAUGUGGGAGGGUGGUUGAUGGACCCUGGGGGCGGGAGAAAAAGAGAGAGAGAGAGAAGAGAGAGUGUCAGCACAGGCCCUGGCACCAGGAUAUCCUUUUAUCAUGUCAGAGGAUUGAAAGUUCUUGCUCUCAGAAAAGCUGCAGCCUUAAGGCUGAAAGCUUCUGAGAGGGGCUCCAUGUUGCCAGUGCUCCUGUGGACAUCCGGAGGCUUUCCUGUGUUCCACAUCUGAUGGUCUAGGAUCACCCUUCACGGCAGCUGACACAGAUGCAAAUGUGGUAUUUGGUCUCCUCCAUUCUGCCAACCUCCACAUUCUGGACAGAUGAUGCAUGCCUCUCUGCCCAGCAACCCCUCACAGCAGUAGGGGAUUACCCACAGCAUAUUAUGUACAGAACGAUUUCUCUUUCUACAUGCUUCACGUCCUCAGUGCAAUGUGUCAGUACAACCACCCCAUUUUUAUUCAGAGCAAAUCACCACAGAAAUACUGUCUCAUUCUGUAGCUGUGGUGCAUGUUGGCUGGUGGAAGAUGAUGUGAGAGGCAAUGACAAGGUAGUCCCAUCUGUCCAAGAAAGAGUCUUUUAUGCUCAUUGUUGCAUAUAGAAGAAUAUGAUGCUAUAUUUAAUUAUUAUAGCAUCUUUCAAUUACAGCAACAACAGCAAAAAUCCAUGGUAGGUAAGUGGCCUGAGGCACAUCUUCACAACUUCCCCUAAAAGCUUUAAGGGUAGGAAUCCAGAGUGCUGGGAUUAUUGGGGGUGAAUACAGCUAUAUGCUGUCUAGUCUUAGCUCAAACCACUUCUUGCUCUGUGGGGUUUAUACCAAGCUUCUCAGCUGAGGGAAAUAGAACCAGCAGAUGACAUCUUCAUCAAUGAGAGUUCUGAGAAGUACCAGAGGAGGGUACUCUUAGAGAGAAGAGGGUUGCUAAUGUCAGGGAGGUUUUGAUAUAUGCCAACGACCGGCUUUGAAAGGCAUAAGGCAGACAGUGGAGUCUGCUUUUAGCACUCCAAAAGUUCCUGUCUACAUGCUGUACGAGUGGGUGGACAGAACCUUCCACUCAUAAAUUACGGGCACACUUUUUAUGUGGCAAAUUGUCAGCCGCUGUGCAUAGCAGAACUCAGAGUGGGAAGACAGAAAUUGGGAAUCUUUUGUGCGUGAAGUUAACAGUGUGGAGCCCUAGCAGAGAAGCACGAUUUCCUCUGUAGGAAGUGAAUGAGCAUACAGAGAUAUAGGUUUCCCUUGGGUCAGUCCCACCAUUGUGCUGAGGGUGGGGAGACCUCAGCCCUAAGCCCCUGAAACAGCCAUCAAAAUAGGCUACAGUGUUGCGAGCAAAAAUGUUCUUAUUUGAGAGAUGAAGGACGUGUUGGGAAUCUCUGAUAGUCUGAUAGUGUGAGAUGUUAUGGUUUCAGGAAUGUACCUAUUACAGAGAUUUUAUUCCUUGCCUGCUGAAAGCUUUAAACUAUAAAGGUGAGUGUGUCAGUUGCAUCCAAAAGUCCUACGCUUUAUCAGUGUCCCUAUGAUCUCAGGUACAAGAAACAAUGAUGGACAUCUGGGUAAACACUAAAUUUAAGAGUAGACAUUUGACUAGUUUGCCUACUCAUUUGUUUUGGAGCUGGGAUGGAGUCUUAUGGAGUGCCUGGUUGGAAGGGUUUGGAUUAAAGCAGCAGACCAAAGAUUUUGUUCCUAGAAGACAGAAAGAAAUAAGGGAGGGGCAUAGCAGGUGAGCAAGGCCACUUCAGACCAGGGGUUCUUAACCUGUGGGGAAAUCCUGUAUAUCAGAUAUUUACAUUACAAUUUAUAACAGCUGAAAAUUUACAGUCAUGCAGUAGCCAUGGAAUUAUUUUAUGCUUGGGGAUUACCACAACACGAGGAACCGUAUUAAAGGGCCACAUCCUUAGAAAGGUUGGGAACCUCUGCUUAAGAGGAAGCUUUAAAGGCUGCCUUUAAAGCUUAGUUAUUCAUAGAGUUUUUCACAAAACUAGGUUGUGAAAUUUUUUUUUAAGAAAAGGAUGCCCAUUGUUGAAGAUUUUACCUUGUACAGUCUUUGAGAAUCUAAAGAAAUGAGCCCCCUAUUCUCAGACACAUUUGCAAAUAAAGAAUUAUCAUUAAUUAGUACUGGUUUGUCAAUAUUGGUGA
This is a messenger RNA of Psammomys obesus (fat sand rat), 6393 nucleotides long. RefSeq names its product BMP/retinoic acid inducible neural specific 2 (gene Brinp2). Gene Ontology annotation, biological process: positive regulation of neuron differentiation; negative regulation of mitotic cell cycle. The record is from RefSeq and is a predicted model, not a curated record. Bases 872 to 3223 code for a protein of 783 amino acids. The transcript is spliced from 8 exons. NCBI's taxonomy places the organism in Eukaryota, Metazoa, Chordata, Mammalia, Rodentia, Muridae.